UUUCGAGGUAUGUUGCGCGCGAAACGGAGUAAUGUCGCGGCACGUCAUGCAUGAGAAGCAACAUCUCUCUCUAAAUGAUAACUAAUCAUUAAAAUUCCGUAUUUAUGCGCGCGGAGAUUACGAGCCACUUGAUUGAAUUCCGCUGGAUAGCCGAUGAGGGAAUAACUCGCGAGAAAAAUGCCACCAAAACACACGAAAGGCUCGCCACAAAAAUGCGCGAAGACGACGAGCAGCCAGUCGUCGGUGAAUACCUGGGUAUUUCUUACGAAAGCGGAUACAGUGGCUGGCAUGGACGAAGAUCAAUCGGAGAUCGUGAGACUCAGGCAUCCAGCCUCUAACAAACCGGCUAUGUUUGUAUUUGGAUCUGCAGAUCGCACGGUGCAAGAGAUCUUGAUCUUCGACGAGAAGAAGAGAUCUUGGUUCAUUAACGAUAGCGUCAAGUCCGAUGGCAAGCUCUACCUGUCGACCCCAAUCGACCCGAUCUUCCUAGUUUUACCGUAUUUAAGAAAGUCGCAAUUAGCGCAACCCUUAGAACAAUGUCUCUGGGACGAAGACUUUCCAGAUACCUCGCGUCUAGCGCAGUGUAAAAAUUUGAAACUGUCACUAGUGGCCGACCGUAAGGGAGACGAAUCAUUACAAGCUUUUAAAUUUAAUGAGGACAAAUCAUUGAAGUGGUUACAGUCAAAGACGGAGAAAGUAGCUAGUGUAUUGAAACAGAAGGGAAUUCAUGUGUCCCAAAGUGCCAUAAGCGCUACUUACGUCACAAGUAUUAAAUCUGAAGUAGCCACAGAGGCAGAAUACUUGAGAUACGCGUAUGGUAUCGUAUCGGAGUAUCUUGCUGAAGAUCUCUCAAAGAAAUUGGCACAGCACUUGAAUAUACCUGAUGAGACCGAGAAUAAGAAACGCAAGCUAAGUAGUCCGAAAGAUGAAGUUAGCGAAAAGAAGCAAAAGAAGGAUUCGGUUGAGGAAAGCCCAAAGAAGAGGGCAGUGAAGGAAUUAUCUAAACCUGAAAAGAUCCACAAAAGUCCAGCUCCCGGUAAAAAGGAAUUGGCCAGACAGAGAGCAGCUGCAGGAUCCAAAAGUAUCACCAGUUUUUUUAAAAAGAAAUAAAUUUCAAAUAACUACACAGGGGGGGAUUUUUAUGAUCUAUUUGGUCAAUUAGUGUUCUGUGCUUUUAUAGAUUGUUUUUAUAAAUUUUAUUAUAUAUAAGU
Ooceraea biroi (clonal raider ant) is the source of this 1211-nucleotide messenger RNA. RefSeq names its product ribonuclease H2 subunit B. Lineage: Eukaryota; Metazoa; Arthropoda; Insecta; Hymenoptera; Formicidae. Gene Ontology annotation, cellular component: ribonuclease H2 complex; nucleoplasm. The record is from RefSeq and is a predicted model, not a curated record. Gene Ontology annotation, biological process: RNA catabolic process.